GUAGUAGUUCCCCUACAUCUUCAAACUAAUAAGCAUCAUAAUCUCCAGGCCAGCUGCUUAAUUCAACUUAGAUAUGGCUCUUCCUGAUCAAUCUCAAACUACCAGUUCUAAUACUACUUCUCAAUCUCACCUUUACCCUCAAGCACUCCAACUCAAACUUUAUCAGGCCUUCAUAUUCUCGAUUCCUAUUCUUUUCUCGAUCAUUCUCUUCCUCUUGUUCUACUUGUUCUACCUCAAAAGAAGGGCUUCCACUCUUCAAUCUUCUCCUCCAAUUCUCAUUCGAAGAAGAAGCCCUAAUCAAGCUUCAGCACCUUCACAAUAUGUUUCCUCACCGUGUCCAAUGGAUUUGAAGGGAGAGCUCAAAGAGAAGCUUCAGAUCAUACUCUUCGAUGAAGAAUUGAUGAAAAAGGACUCCCAAUGUUGUGUUUGCUUGGGGGAAUUUGAAAUGGAAGAGGAGCUACUGCAGGUUCAAUCGUGCAAACAUGUCUUCCAUGUCGAUUGCAUACAUCACUGGCUGCAUAACAACACAACCUGCCCCCUUUGCAGAUGCUCGGUGAUUCCGAUUAGUACGAGUACCAAACUCGAUACUAGUAAUCCGGCACUAUUAACUGUUAGUACCACCGCUUUAACGGAGCCACCUGCACAACAACUCCAGCAGCACCAUAGCAUAGUAGUCUCCCACCAGAGUCCCGGGAUAGUAUCAUUAGAGCUACGUCAACAGCAACAGAUGGAGAAUAACGUAGCUCCAAAUGGGACAGCACCGAUUGGAGAAGAAUCAUCAUCAACUGCAGGGACCGGUGGUUCAACUUUAAGGGACUCUGGGUGUUCUAGUACUAGUGAUCGAGAUUUGGGAGACUCGGUUACUAUUCAUAUCCAAGACGUUUAAGCCAUGCGUGCUUUCCUUCUCCAACCAGGAAUAACAUAUGUUUCUCAGCUAUGUACUUUCUCAUUUUUGGCGGCACUCCGGCAGCUAGUUAGCCUAGAUAGACGAGAGACCAGCAAUAUAUAUUGCCAAGAACCUCGAGAGAGGUCCAGUGUACGUAAUUUGAAGUGUGACUUCAAUAGAAGAGUGAAUGAUUAAUGUAGUGGCCCAAUUAAAAGUAGAGUAUGGGGCUGCAUUUGUUAGC
Messenger RNA from Fragaria vesca subsp. vesca, 1127 nucleotides. Its product is annotated as RING-H2 zinc finger protein RHA4a-like. Gene Ontology annotation, biological process: protein ubiquitination. Lineage: Eukaryota; Viridiplantae; Streptophyta; Magnoliopsida; Rosales; Rosaceae. Gene Ontology annotation, molecular function: transferase activity. The transcript is spliced from 3 exons. The record is from RefSeq and is a predicted model, not a curated record. Bases 74 to 886 code for a protein of 270 amino acids.